Messenger RNA from Microplitis demolitor, 616 nucleotides. It is a transcript of the gene mRpL51, whose product is annotated as 39S ribosomal protein L51, mitochondrial. The record is from RefSeq and is a predicted model, not a curated record. The transcript has 2 exons. Gene Ontology annotation, biological process: translation. Gene Ontology annotation, molecular function: structural constituent of ribosome. Bases 124 to 612 code for a protein of 162 amino acids. NCBI's taxonomy places the organism in Eukaryota, Metazoa, Arthropoda, Insecta, Hymenoptera, Braconidae. Gene Ontology annotation, cellular component: mitochondrial large ribosomal subunit.
UUAGGCAUGCGCAUUGGUAAUGACUGGUACAUGGAAAUAGAACAUAACCUGCCUAAUCUGGUGAAAUUUUAUUAAUAUUAUUUCAAGUUGAGUUUUAUAACAGGAAUAAAUAUUAAAUAAAAGAUGUCGUGGAUAAGUAGAAAAAUUUGGACAUCAUUUACACCCUGGAUGCCACAAGUUACUCAAGUACGUAAUCUUGAGCUUUAUCAUUCAGAGAAACGUGCCAAGGGUCGUCUAGUUAGACGUUAUGGAUAUUUUGAUCCAAUAAAUGCACGUGGAUUGUUACCACGUGAAAGUGAAGAAAGAAUGUACACAUUGCCAGUCUAUCGUCCAAAAGAUCAUUGGUCAGAGAAAAGAGCUUUGUUUGGACAAAAUGAUUACAUUGACAUAUUGGGUAAUGAUGAUCUUCAUCCCACUAGGAUUCUCUACAAUGUACCGUCUUGGCUGAGAGGUGUAAAAGGCAAUGAAUUUCAAGUAUUGUUGAGGAAAGAAAAAAUUUGGUCUAAAGGAAUUUUUCCAUUUGCUAGACCAACUAGAUGGAAAAGUAUCAAAAAACAAAUUAAAUUUUUACAUAGAUUUCUUAAUACAAAAACUAGAAAUAAAGUAUUUUAAUUUA